AUGCCCGACCCCAUCGAGCACUUCCAUUCCACCCGCCCGCUCGAGACCGUCGACCAGCAGGGGCUCCGCGAGGCCAUGGACUCGUACUAUCACGCCCUUGAAACCGACCAGGGCUUGGACGAGGCCUACAACCACUACCUGUGCGUGUCGGGUGGUAACCAGGAGGCCCUCGACGAAUACGUGUACAGCAAGUGGCUCAGGCAGACCAGCCGGCAGGAGGACGACAAGGCCGCCUCGCCUACGGACGGGCGCAAGGACGCCGCCCCGGACAGGUCGGAGAAGGCCCCUCAGAAGGACGUGAAGAUGAGCGACGGUGGAGAUGAUGGCGGCGGUGGCGGCGGUCGCGGUGGCGGCAAUGGUGGUGGCUCAGCCCAGGCCCCCGGCGACAACAUCCCCCCCUCGCCGCCAAGCCCCCUGCCCGAGGGCGCCGCAAGUGAGACGCAGCGCGACACCAACGGGCACAACCAGCAGAACACCUCCGCGGCCUCGGCUCGCUCCACAAACGAGGGCACGGCGGGUGUGACGGCGCCGUCUUCCUCGAGGGCAGAACGAGUGCUCGUCUUGGGUGCGGAGCUGGCGUGGGAGGUCGCUAGGAUGAAGCCGAGGCCUGAGGCCGUGUUCCAGGUGGCCGACCGCUUGGGCCACGCGGGUAUGCUCAAGCAUCCACGCGAGCUCGGUGAGCGGCUGGCCCGUGACUAUGAGACGAUCGCGGUCGCCGAGGCGCUCCUCGCGAAGCUCAGGAAGUAG
This is a messenger RNA of Vanrija pseudolonga, 747 nucleotides long. RefSeq lists its product as uncharacterized. The record is from RefSeq and is a predicted model, not a curated record. The coding region runs from base 1 to 747 and encodes 248 amino acids. The transcript is spliced from 3 exons. Lineage: Eukaryota; Fungi; Basidiomycota; Tremellomycetes; Trichosporonales; Trichosporonaceae.